UUUUCUUUUUCUUUUCUUUUUCUUAUUCCCUCUGCUGAUUAUGAAAAUAAUGAGACAUCCUAGUCAAGUUUGAUAUUCACUUGAUUAUUGUUUUUAUAUCAUGGUGUGCAUGUCCAUACAAAGGACAACAACAACAAAAAAAAGCUCAGCGACAAGACAAGCCAUCCAAAGUCAGACGACGGAGUUUCUAUCCUCUUUUUCUUAUAAAGCAUCAUCUUUUUCUUGUACUUUUCUUUGUUGGAAAAUAAAAAAAUUCUUACACUGUGAUAAAAUGGGUGCAUUUGAUGAAAUCAAGUCUAGAAACUUUUCGCUUUACGGACAAUGGCUUGGUAUAGUCUCUAUCAUUUUAUUGAUUGUUUUAGGUAUUGUUGGAUUUCUUAAUCAUGUAAUCUUUAGUAUUGUUGGAUUCGUCAUCGCCUUUAUUCUCGUCUUUGUAGAGGUUCCAUUAUGCUUAAAGUUUUGUCCAACAAGCCCUAAAUUCGACACGUUCAUCUCUUACUUUGAAAACUGCUACUUCCGCGCUUUGAUGUAUUUGGCAUUUGCUGUUGUUAUGUUUCUUUCCAACUUGAAAGGAACCGGACCACUUAUCGCUACGGGUGUUUCUCUCCUACUUGCCGCUAUAUGUUAUGGUAUUGCCGCCUUCACAGGUCAGGCCUUUGCCAGUUCAAAAUUACUUGGGGGUACUGGAGUUGAUAACGUUGUAUAAAUAGGAAAAAGAAUGUGUAGUAAUAACAAUAAUAAUAAAUAAUCAUAUUUUUCUCUGCAAGCACAGUGUAUUAAAAAGGCAAAUGAAAAGGGGCAAAACAAGAUGUGUCGAGAGAGAGGG
Molecule: messenger RNA, 826 nt
Organism: Rhizopus microsporus ATCC 52813
Lineage: Eukaryota; Fungi; Mucoromycota; Mucoromycetes; Mucorales; Rhizopodaceae
Exons: 9
Coding region: 272-706 (144 amino acids)
Biological process (GO): vesicle-mediated transport
Cellular component (GO): Golgi membrane
Source: RefSeq, a predicted model, not a curated record